Messenger RNA from Funneliformis geosporum, 837 nucleotides. NCBI's taxonomy places the organism in Eukaryota, Fungi, Glomeromycota, Glomeromycetes, Glomerales, Glomeraceae. The record is from the annotation of a GenBank genome assembly.
AUGCAAAAAUCAAAUUCUACGGUUGAAUAUUUAGACAAUACUUCGCCAAAUGUUUGGACACUUGAUGGCCUAGCGGAAUGGUAUAUUAAUACAUUUUUUUGUGAUAAAAAGAAGGUCAUUGAGUAUAUAAAAACAGCACUGGAAAAUGUCAGGGACAAUCAACAAGUCUCAGAUGAAGCACGCAAGAAGGCAGAUGAAUUGACUUUGGGUCGUCUGGGUGUUAAACAUCAUGUUCACUGUGAUGCUGCGAUCAAGCUGGCACAGAUCAAAAGUAAAGAAACAAUUAUUCUGGAAGAAGUAAGGAGCUCUGAUAAUAUCCAACGUGCUAAGAUGAAUUCAGAGCAGUUUCGAAAUCAUAGUACUGUAGCAGUGGAAAUCCAAAAAUCGGAGAAAAUGCAGGCAUCAGAGAUGUUAAUUAUUCGAGAUGAUAAAAUGGUUUCUAAGGAAGAUGAAAUGGAUGCAGUUAUAGAGUCUAAUGAAGAUAUCGACAAUCAGGAGUUUUUUGAGGACGACAAUUAUGAAGAUCUUGAUGAAAUGAGUGAUGAUAUUCAUCCUAAAAUCGACAAGAAAUUAGUACACUCAGAGUUCAAGUACACCUCCAGAGCCAGCGACCUGGAGCUAUGGAAGGUUUUUAUCCCUACUGAAGGAAACGACGAAAAGCUAAAAAUACUACAGGAUUACGUAGAAAAUAAUUCUCACGUAGAAUUUGAGAUUGAAAAACAACUUGGAGGUGUGAAGUUGUCACCAUCUAAAAAAAUCAGAGAAAUUUUUGAUAAAGGUCCUGAAGACGAUCACAUUCAUAUAAUAAUAAAGAGACAUGGUAAAGUAUUAUUAUUG